Messenger RNA from Drosophila persimilis, 5380 nucleotides. RefSeq names its product cingulin. Bases 44 to 5317 code for a protein of 1757 amino acids. The record is from RefSeq and is a predicted model, not a curated record. Lineage: Eukaryota; Metazoa; Arthropoda; Insecta; Diptera; Drosophilidae. The transcript is spliced from 2 exons.
GGAUACAGAUGAUCGCAAGUGUUGCACGAAUUCACAGGAUGAGAUGCCGCCACAGAGCAAGAAAAAGCUACGGAAGGAAGUCCAUAAGAUUCUAUCUCCUAGCGAUCUAAGAACAUUGCAAUGGCUUACGGAGAAAACUCCAAUCCAGGAGAAGACUAAGGUUCAGAAAACACAUCACAGAUCUGUCCUAGUGCAGCGGUCCAGUAAUCCUGACAAGAUUAUACAUUCGCAUGCGAAUCCUCACACUGAUACCCAGGCAGAGGAUGAUCAGAAUCGGCAGAGCACCUCCAAAAUGAUGCAGAAAAAUCUGCAGAAAGAAUACCAGAAACCCCCUAAGAAAGAUCCACAUGAGGAUCCUCUUCAGAAGGCGACUCAUGAUCAGUUCAAGCAGAAGUCACCAGAGGAAUAUCGAGAGUCUGCGUAUCAUAAUUCUAUAAAGAAGCAUUCGCAUGAGAAUCCUCACACGGAAACCCAGAUAGAGGACGAUCAAGAUCAGCUCAAGCAUAAACCUUCGGAGGAGUAUCGAGUGUCUACGUAUCAUAAUUCUAUAAAGAAGCACUCGCAUGAGAAUCCUCCCACGGAAACCCAGACAGAGGAUGAUCAGAAUCGCCAGAGUACCUCCAAGAUGAUGCAGAAAAAUCUGCAGAAAUUAUACCAGAAACACCCUAAGAAGGAUCCGUAUGAGGAUCAUCCUAAGAAGCCGUGUCAAGAUCAGAUCAAUCAGAAGCCACCGGAGGAGUAUCGAGUGUCUGCGUAUCAUAAUUCUAUAAAGAAGCACUCGCAUGAGAAUCUUCCCACGGAAACCCAGACAGAGGAUGAUCAGAAUCGCCAGAGUACCUCCAAGACGAUGCAGAAAAAUCUGCAGAAAGUAUACCAGAAACACCCUAAGAAGGAUCCGUAUGAGGAUCAUCCUAAGAAGCCGUGUCAAGAUCAGAUCAAUCAGAAGCCACCGGAGGAGUAUCGAGUGUCUGCGUAUCAUAAUUCUAUAAAGAAGCACUCGCAUGAGAAUCGUCCCACGGAAGCCCAGACAGAGGAUGAUCAGAAUCGCCAGAGUACCUCCAAGAUGAUGCAGAAAAAUCUGCAGAAAUUAUACCAGAAACACCCUAAGAAGGAUCCGUAUGAGGAUCAUCCUAAGAAGCCGUGUCAAGAUCAGAUCAAUCAGAAGCCACCGGAGGAGUAUCGAGUGUCUGCGUAUCAUAAUUCUAUAAAGAAGCACUCGCAUGAGAAUCUUCCCACGGAAACCCAGACAGAGGAUGAUCAGAAUCGCCAGAGUACCUCCAAGAUGAUGCAGAAAAAUCUGCAGAAAUUAUACCAGAAACACCCUAAGAAGGAUCCGUAUGAGGAUCAUCCUAAGAAGCCGUGUCAAGAUCAGAUCAAUCAGAAGCCACCGGAGGAGUAUCGAGUGUCUGCGUAUCAUAAUUCUAUAAAGAAGCACUCGCAUGAGAAUCGUCCCACGGAAGCCCAGACAGAGGAUGAUCAGAAUCGCCAGAGUACCUCCAAGAUGAUGCAGAAAAAUCUGCAGAAAUUAUACCAGAAACACCCUAAGAAGGAUCCGUAUGAGGAUCAUCCUAAGAAGCCGUGUCAAGAUCAGAUCAAUCAGAAGCCACCGGAGGAGUAUCGAGUGUCUGCGUAUCAUAAUUCUAUAAAGAAGCACUCGCAUGAGAAUCUUCCCACGGAAACCCAGACAGAGGAUGAUCAGAAUCGCCAGAGUACCUCCAAGACGAUGCAGAAAAAUCUGCAGAAAGUAUACCAGAAACCCCCUAAGAAGGAUCCGUAUGAGGAUCAUACUCAGAAGCCGUGUCAAGAUCAGCUCAAGCAUAAACCAUCGGAGGAGUAUCGGGUGUCUCUGAAUCAUAAAUCUACAAAGAAGAAUUAUCCUGAAAGCCCUCAGAAUAUGCAGAAGUCAUCUAAUGAGCAGCCUCAUAAAAAUCCAGACAAUAUUAUGCAGAAAAAUCUGCAGACCGAAUACCAGAAACCCCCUAAGAAGGAUCCGUAUGAGGAUCAUCCUCAGAAGCCGUGUCAAGAUCAGAUCAAUCAGAAGCCACCAGAGGAGUAUCGACUGUCUGCGUAUUAUAAUUCUAUAAAGAAGCACUCGCAUGAGAAUCCUCCCACGAAAACCCAGAUAGAGGACGAUCAGAAUCGCCAGAGUACCUCCAAGAUGAUGCAGAAAAAUCCGCAGAAAGUAUACCAGAAACCCCCUAAGAAGGAUCCGUCUGAGGAUCAUACUCAGAAGCCGUGUCAAGAUCAGCUUAAGCAGAAACCAUCGGAGGAGUAUCGGGUGUCUGCGUAUCAUAAUUCUAUAAAGAAGCACUCGCAUGAGAAUCUUCCCACGGAAACCCAGACAGAGGAUGAUCAGAAUCGCCAGAGUACCUCCAAGACGAUGCAGAAAAAUCUGCAGAAAGUAUACCAGAAACCCCCUAAGAAGGAUCCGUAUGAGGAUCAUACUCAGAAGCCGUGUCAAGAUCAGCUCAAGCAUAAACCAUCGGAGGAGUAUCGGGUGUCUCUGAAUCAUAAAUCUACAAAGAAGAAUUAUCCUGAAAGGCCCCAGAAUAUGCAAAAGUCCUUACAACAGUCAUCUGAUGAGCAGCCCCCUAAAAAUCCAGACAAUAUUAUGCAGCAAUAUCUGCAGACGGAAUACCAGAAACCCCUUAAGAAGGAUCCGUAUGAGGAUCAUCCUCAGAAGCCGUGUCAAGAUCAGAUCAAUCAGAAGCCACCGGAGGAGUAUCGACUGUUUGCGUAUUAUAAUUCUAUAAAGAAGCACUCGCAUGAGAAUCCUCCCACGGAAACCCAGAUAGAGGACGAUCAGAAUCGCCAGAGUACCUCCAAGAUGAUGCAGAAAAAUCUGCGGAAAGUAUACCAGAAACCUCCUAAGAAGGAUCCGUAUGAGGAUCAUACUCAGAAGCCGUGUCAAGAUCAGCUCAAGCCGAAACCAUCGGAGGAGUAUCGGGUGUCUCUGAAUCAUAAAUCUACAAAGAAGAGUUAUCCUGAAAGCCCUCAGAAUAUGCAGCAGUCCUUGCAACAGUCAUCUAAUGAGCAGCCUCAUAAAAAUCCAGACAAUAUUAGGCAGAAAAAUCUGCAGACGGAAUACCAGAAACCCCCUAAGAAGGAUCCGUAUGAGGAUCAUACUCAGAAGCCGUGUCAAGAUCAGCUCAAGCAGAAACCAUCAGAGGAGUAUCGGGUGUCUCUGAAUCAUAAAUCUACAAAGAAGAAUUAUCCUGAAAGCCCUCAGAAUAUGCAGAAGUCAUCUAAUGAGCAGCCUCAUAAAAAUCCAGACAAUAUUAUGCAGAAAAAUCUGCAGACGGAAUACCAGAAACCCCCUAAGAAGGAUCCGUAUGAGGAUCAUCCUCAGAAGCCGUGUCAAGAUCAGAUCAAUCAGAAGCCACCGGAGGAGUAUCGACUGUCUGCGUAUUAUAAUUCUAUAAAGAAGCACUCGCAUGAGAAUCCUCCCACGGAAACCCAGACAGAGGAUGAUCAGAAUCGCCAGAGUACCUCCAAGACGAUGCAGAAAAAUCUGCAGAAAGUAUACCAGAAACCCCCUAAGAAGGAUCCGUAUGAGGAUCAUACUCAGAAGCCGUGUCAAGAUCAGCUCAAGCCGAAACCAUCGGAGGAGUAUCGGGUGUCUCUGAAUCAUAAAUCUACAAAGAAGAGUUAUCCUGAAAGCCCUCAGAAUAUGCAGCAGUCCUUGCAACAGUCAUCUAAUGAGCAGCCUCAUAAAAAUCCAGACAAUAUUAGGCAGAAAAAUCUGCAGACGGAAUACCAGAAACCCCCUAAGAAGGAUCCGUAUGAGGAUCAUACUCAGAAGCCGUGUCAAGAUCAGCUCAAGCAGAAACCAUCAGAGGAGUAUCGGGUGUCUCUGAAUCAUAAAUCUACAAAGAAGAAUUAUCCUGAAAGCCCUCAGAAUAUGCAGAAGUCAUCUAAUGAGCAGCCUCAUAAAAAUGCAGACAAUAUUAUGCAGAAAAAUCUGCAGACGGAAUUCCAGAAACCCCCUAAGAAGGAUCCGUAUGAGGAUCAUCCUCAGAAGCCGUGUCAAGAUCAGAUCAAUCAGAAGCCACCGGAGGAGUAUCGACUGUCCGCGUAUUAUAAUUCUAUAAAGAAGCACUCGCAUGAGAAUCCUCCCACGGAAACCCAGAUAGAGGACGAUCAGAAUCGCCAGAGUACCUCAAAGAUGAUGCAGAAAAAUCUGCGGAAAGUAUACCAGAAACCUCCUAAGAAGGAUCCGUAUGAGGAUCAUCCUAAGAAGCCGUGUCAAGAUCAGCUCAAGCAGAAACCAUCGGAGGAGUAUCGGGUGUCUCUGAAUCAUAAAUCUACAAAGAAGAAUUAUCCUGAAAGCCCUCAGAAUGUGCAGCAGUCCUUACAACAGUCAUCUAAUGAGCAACAGUCGCAUUCGAAUCAAUCACAGAAGCAGCGUUUCUCGAAUGCUCCUCAGGAGCAGGCACAGCUUAAUCUACGCGCGAAUAAAUGGAUUCAUAGCGAAAGCAGCUCAAAAACUACAGUCGUCCCAGUGACAGGUUCUCGGUACAAUGUCCGCCUGGUACCGGAAAGCCCAGAGUUAGCCAAAGAGAAUGCUAUCGACGUACUUUAUAGGAGCGGGGACCAUCUCCAACCAUCAUUCAUGGUCGAUAAAACCAAGGAACAUUUUCCAGAUUCUGCAGUUGAACUGAAUAAGAAUACAUCGGAUAAUCACAUGGAAUGCGAGUGUUGCGAAAAGGAGAACCCCGAGAUGGGAUCCAAAUACAAGCUGUUCAGAGACGAGAAUCAGAUGCCUGGUACGGAGACCAAUUCCUCUAGAUCGAAUCAAAUCAGUGUGAGGGACGGGAACGAGCUGCUUUCCUUGGUCCGCAACGAGAUAGAAUUGCAAUCGGUUUUUAUGAAAUUUACUGAUGAUCUGGUGUUGCAUGCAAAGAAGAUGGGCUUUUUGGCUCAGGAUCAUCCUCAGAAGCCGUGUCAAGAUCAGUUCAAGCAGCAGUCGCAGGAAGAGUGUAAGGAGUCAUUCUUUUGCAAUUCUUCUAAACAACAGUCGCAUUCGAAUCAAUCACAGAAGCAGAGUUUCUCGAAUGCUCCUCAGGAGCUGUCUGCUAACAAAUCGGACACCUUGAGUAUGAAGAAGAAAGCCCAGGAGAAUGUGCUUCAGGGGAUAAUAGAUCAAAGAGUGAAUUCGAAGGUCAUCAGUCCCAUGGUUGACAAGAUUCAAAAACAGUAUAUUCAAAAUCUACGACACGAGAUCUCUCUGGUGGAUUAUUUGGAGCGGGUGCCGGUUCUCGUCAGUGAGGUUUGCAAGGGAGCAGUUUAUUUGGAAGAGAGCAAUGUUUCAAAAUAACUCCAGACCUUUUUUAAUUAUUACGACCUUUGCUUUAUAUAUUUUCUAAGCGUUUCUUAAAAA